UAUCCCCACAAGAAGUCUUGAACCAAUGCAACGUCAAGAACGAAAAAAAUAUUCAUUCAACCAGGAGGCGCGCCUGACGCACACGGAUUGACACUUGAGUCUGACAUUUCACAAUUUUGGGGAAUUUCGAAUUUACACGUACAGAAAUCGUGUUUUAUAGUUUAUUAAAACCCUUUUUUGCUUGUAAACUCAGUGCCUAAGUAUUUUAUUGGUACCAUGGCUUUCUCGAUGUUUCUCCGUAAUCAAGCGUGCACGAGCCGCAUAUUCACCCAGCAGGUGAUGCGGCUGGCGACGCAGCCUGCGCUUGCGCACCGCACCGUCGCCUCCACGCUGCCCGUCAGGUCGCUCGCCAUCAAAGACGCCAAACUGACGCCGAUACUAAAUGCUGUGCGUUCCCUCCGCUCGAGCGCCGUGCGCAUGUCCGCUGAGAAGGGCCACGACCACUCCAAGCUGUGGGUGGUAGAGAGGGCCGUCUCCGCAGCGCUGAUACCGCUCAUACCGAUCGCUCUGCUCAUCCCGAACAAGCUGUUCGACUCGCUGAUGGCGAUACUCAUCACGGCGCAUUCGUUCUGGGGCCUUGAGGCGAUAGCAGUAGACUACGUUCGGGCAAGCUUAUUCGGUCCCGUCAUCCCAAAAAUUGCCAUCGGUCUGGUGUACCUCCUUUCUUUCGCGACCCUCGGCGGCCUCUUCUACAUCAUCACUCACGACAUCGGCCUCGCAAACUCCAUCAGACAGUUCUGGUCCGUCAAGUCCGAACAGAAAGCGUAAACGAUUAUGGUUUAGGUCACAUUCUUAGAAUAAUCUGGUUGUAAGGGUUGAUUUCGAAAAGUAUGGCCAAAAGGCUUUAAAGUUUGUGAUAUGUUUGAGAAAUUAAAACGUAUGGCGGCGUAGAGGGUGUAUGGGGGGGAAUGACGCACGCAAAGCGUACGUAGAUGUUGCUCGGUGCUUCACGAAUGGAUGUGUGAGGCUGUCUCGUGGGGAAUGGCCUCGCUGGAGACAACGCGAGGCACCCAAAUGGUCUAGAAAUUGCCUCGCGAGGCUUGUUUCGACACAUCUAGUUACACAGUAGAGUGAACGCCACCGCCCGAGCGCCGCCAUAUUCCAAUCUGACAUACGUUACCGAAA
Messenger RNA from Manduca sexta (tobacco hornworm), 1125 nucleotides. It is a transcript of the gene SdhD, whose product is annotated as succinate dehydrogenase [ubiquinone] cytochrome b small subunit, mitochondrial. Gene Ontology annotation, molecular function: heme binding; ubiquinone binding. The transcript is spliced from 4 exons. Gene Ontology annotation, cellular component: membrane; mitochondrial envelope. The record is from RefSeq and is a predicted model, not a curated record. Bases 217 to 768 code for a protein of 183 amino acids. Gene Ontology annotation, biological process: tricarboxylic acid cycle; mitochondrial electron transport, succinate to ubiquinone. NCBI's taxonomy places the organism in Eukaryota, Metazoa, Arthropoda, Insecta, Lepidoptera, Sphingidae.